UCGGGGCCCUGUCCUGUCUCCGUCUUGGAGGACCCGCCUCGGCACAGCCGGGCUCGGUCCAGCCUUGUGCUGAUUAAAAAUGACAGCAAUCAAGCAUGCGUUACAAAGAGAUAUUUUUACACCAAAUGAUGAACGCCUGCUGAGUAUUGUCAAUGUCUGCAAAGCAGGAAAAAAGAAAAAGAACUGUUUUCUGUGUGCCACAGUGACAACUGAACGCCCCGUGCAGGUGAAGAUGGUCAAAGUUAAAAAAUCCGACAAAGGAGAUUUCUACAAAAGGCAGAUUGCUUGGGCCCUUCGAGACCUUGCUGUGGUAGAUGCCAAGGAUGCUAUUAAAGAAAAUCCUGAAUUUGAUUUACAUUUUGAAAAAAUAUAUAAAUGGGUUGCCAGCAGCACUGCUGAAAAGAAUGCAUUUAUUUCAUGCAUUUGGAAAUUGAAUCAGCGAUAUCUCCGGAAGAAAAUUGAUUUUGUCAAUGUUAGCUCACAGCUCUUGGAAGAAUCUGUUCCAAGUGGAGAAAAUCAGAGUGUGACAGGAGGUGAUGAAGAAGUAGUAGAUGUUUACCAAGAGUUAAAUGCAAGAGAAGAGCAGGAUAUUGAAAUAAUGAUGGAAGGCUGUGAAUGUGCAAUCUCUAAUGCUGAGGCCUUUGCAGAAAGGUUGUCCAGAGAGCUACAGGUGCUAGAUGGGGCUAACAUCCAAUCAAUCAUGGCCUCUGAAAAGCAAGUGAACAUCCUGAUGAAGUUGCUGGAUGAGGCUUUAAAGGAGGUAGAUCAGAUUGAAUUGAAACUGAGCAGUUAUGAGGAAAUGCUCCAAAGCGUAAAAGAACAAAUGGAUCAGAUCUCUGAAAGCAACCACCUAAUUCAUCUUAGUAACACUAAUAAUGUAAAACUCCUGUCUGAAAUAGAGUUUCUUGUGAACCACAUGGACUUGGCCAAAGGUCAUAUAAAGGCCCUUCAGGAAGGAGAUCUUGCUUCCUCCAGAGGCAUUGAGGCCUGCACCAAUGCCGCAGAUGCCCUUCUACAGUGCAUGAAUGUAGCUCUUCGACCAGGCCAUGACAUGCUCCUGGCAGUCAAACAGCAACAGCAGCGUUUCAGUGAUUUGCGAGAGCAUUUUGCCCGGAGACUGGCCAGUCACCUCAACAAUGUUUUUGUUCAACAGGGUCACGAUCAGAGUUCAACUCUUGCUCAGCACUCUGUUGAACUGGCUUUACCCAAUCAUCAUCCAUUUCAUAGAGACUUGCUUCGAUAUGCCAAGUUGAUGGAGUGGCUGAAGAGUACAGAUUAUGGAAAAUAUGAGGGACUAACAAAGAAUUACAUGGAUUAUUUAUCACGACUGUAUGAGAGAGAAAUUAAAGAUUUCUUUGAAGUUGCAAAGAUCAAGAUGACUGGCACAACUAAAGAAAGCAAGAAGUUUGCUACACUGCCUCGAAAAGAAAGUGCUGUCAAACAGGAAACAGAGAGUCUUCAUGGAAGUUCUGGGAAAUUAACUGGAUCCACUUCUAGUCUAAAUAAACUCAGCGUUCAGAGUUCAGGGAAUCGCAGAUCUCAGUCAUCUUCUUUGUUGGAUAUGGGAAACAUGUCUGCCUCUGAUCUCGACGUUGCUGACAGGACCAAAUUUGAUAAGAUCUUUGAACAGGUACUAAGUGAACUAGAGCCCUUGUGUCUGGCAGAACAGGACUUCAUAAGUAAAUUUUUCAAACUACAGCAACAUCAAAGUAUGCCUGGAACAAUGACUGAAGCAGAGGACGUAGAUGGAGGAACAUUAUCCCGGCAACAUAAUGCUAGCGCGCCACUGCCAGUUUCAUCAGAAAAAGAUAUGAUCCGCCAAAUGAUGAUUAAAAUAUUUCGCUGCAUUGAGCCAGAACUGAACAACCUAAUUGCAUUAGGAGACAAAAUUGAUAGCUUUAACUCCCUUUACAUGCUUGUCAAAAUGAGUCAUCAUGUGUGGACUGCACAAAAUGUGGAUCCUGCUUCUUUCCUCAGUACUACAUUGGGAAAUGUUUUGGUGACUGUCAAAAGGAACUUUGACAAAUGCAUUAGUAAUCAAAUAAGGCAAAUGGAAGAAGUAAAGAUCUCAAAAAAGAGUAAAGUAGGAAUUCUUCCAUUUGUUGCUGAAUUUGAAGAAUUUGCUGGACUCGCAGAAUCAAUCUUUAAAAAUGCUGAGCGUCGUGGAGAUCUAGAUAAAGCAUAUACCAAACUUAUCAGAGGAGUAUUUGUUAAUGUGGAGAAAGUAGCAAAUGAAAGCCAGAAGACCCCCAGGGAUGUAGUUAUGAUGGAAAACUUUCACCAUAUUUUUGCAACACUGUCUCGUUUGAAAAUCUCAUGUCUAGAAGCUGAAAAAAAAGAAGCCAAACAAAAAUACACAGAUCACCUUCAGUCUUAUGUCAUUUACUCUUUAGGACAACCUCUUGAAAAGCUAAAUCAUUUCUUUGAAGGUGUUGAAGCUCGCGUGGCACAGGGUAUAAGAGAGGAGGAAGUAAGCUAUCAACUUGCAUUUAACAAACAAGAACUUCGUAAAGUCAUUAAAGAGUAUCCUGGAAAGGAAGUGAAAAAAGGUCUAGAUAACCUCUACAAAAAGGUUGAUAAACAUUUAUGCGAAGAGGAGAACUUACUUCAGGUGGUGUGGCACUCUAUGCAAGAUGAAUUUAUACGCCAGUAUAAGCACUUUGAAGGUUUGAUAGCUCGCUGUUAUCCUGGAUCUGGCGUUACGAUGGAAUUCACCAUUCAGGACAUUCUAGAUUAUUGUUCCAGCAUUGCACAGUCCCACUAA
Molecule: messenger RNA, 2764 nt
Organism: Puma concolor (puma)
Lineage: Eukaryota; Metazoa; Chordata; Mammalia; Carnivora; Felidae
Gene: EXOC1
Product: exocyst complex component 1
Biological process (GO): exocytosis; Golgi to plasma membrane transport
Cellular component (GO): plasma membrane; exocyst
Molecular function (GO): phosphatidylinositol-4,5-bisphosphate binding
Source: RefSeq, a predicted model, not a curated record